Molecule: messenger RNA, 905 nt
Organism: Daucus carota subsp. sativus
Lineage: Eukaryota; Viridiplantae; Streptophyta; Magnoliopsida; Apiales; Apiaceae
Product: LOB domain-containing protein 2
Exons: 3
Coding region: 46-702 (218 amino acids)
Source: RefSeq, a predicted model, not a curated record
AUGUUCUCCUUCACUAUCUUCUUCUUUUUACUCGAUCAGGGUUAAAUGCAGAGGAGCAACGGAGGAGGAGCCAACGCUGCAGGAGCUUGUGCAUCAUGCAGGCACCAAAGGAAGAAAUGCACCGAAAAAUGCACCUUAGCGCCGUUCUUUCCAGUGGACAAAAACCGCGAAUUUCAGGCAGUACACAAGGUUUUCGGUGUCAGUAACGUUACAAAAAUUCUGAAACGUUUAAAUUUGGAUGAUCGCAAGAGAGCCGCGGACUCACUGGUCUGGGAAGCGUUCAGCAGACAAAAGGAUCCCAUACUAGGCCCUUUCGGAGAGUACAGACGAGUUAUAGAAGAGCUUAACUGGUAUAAAAAUGAAUAUCAGGCUUAUAAAUCAUCGUUGACAGCACCAGGAGGGUUGAUUAAUGGACUUAAUGAGACUGUGAUGAGCAAUGCUGGAGGAAUGAUUAACUAUGAUGCUAAUAAGUACAACAUUAUGAAUAGUAAAGGGACUGUGGUUUCUGGAUUAUAUCCCAGCUUCAAUUAUUAUUCGUGUGUACCCAACAAUAAAUUAAGCGAAGAGAGUGAUAAUAGUUGUGUAAUUAUGCCUCAUCAGCCGGUGAUUAAUGGUAGUAGUAUUAAUCAACAUUCCUACCAGUUACCAGGUCAAUAUGGUGCAAUUGAUGCCAAGGAGCUGGAGUGGAAUGGCAACUCAUGACUGAUUCAUUGCUGCUUCGCUUUCGGAUUCUCUUAUUGUAGUGGAUACGAGAAAACUGCAUUUUAUUUAUUGAUUUGAUUUUUGCAUACAAUGAAAAUUAAGAAUUGUAUUUAUUGAAUCUAUAUAAUCGUCCACAUUCAAAUAUCAUAUUUGAAGUUAUAGUUUAUGUUGCUAAUACACACACGUUCUCCAUUCAAAUAAAU